CCUCUCCUCCCCCGCCCUGCCUGUUCGCUCCGCUGCGGUGCAGCUCUCCUCCGCUCGGUCGUCUCCUCGCCUGUGAAGCCGCGCUGCAGCGUCCGCGUCGCCGCCUCCUGAUCCGUACAUCUGUCUCUCAGCUGCUGCGCCUUCUCCGCCUCAAUCAUGGGAAACGAAGCCAGUUACCCCCUGGAAAUGUGCUCACACUUCGAUGCUGAUGAGAUUAAGAGGCUGGGAAAGAGAUUCAGGAAACUGGACCUGGAUAACUCGGGUUCCCUGAGCGUGGAGGAGUUCAUGUCGUUGCCAGAGCUCCAGCAGAAUCCUCUCGUGCAGCGAGUUAUCGACAUAUUUGACACCGACGGAAACGGAGAGGUCGACUUCCAAGAGUUCAUUGAAGGUGUCUCCCAGUUCAGUGUUAAAGGUGACAAGGAGCAGAAGUUGCGCUUCGCUUUCAGGAUCUACGACAUGGACAAAGACGGCUUCAUCUCCAACGGCGAGCUCUUCCAGGUCCUGAAGAUGAUGGUGGGCAACAACCUGAAGGACACCCAGCUUCAGCAGAUCGUCGACAAAACCAUUAUCAACGCAGACAAAGACGGAGAUGGAAGGAUAUCGUUUGAGGAGUUUUGCGCAGUCGUAGGUGGGUUAGACAUUCACAAGAAGAUGGUGGUGGACGUCUGAGUCCCUUCCUCCUCCUUCAUCGACGUCUGUAUUUGGAAACAUUUUCUGUGUGCUCCCUCGACCCCCGGCCCCCUGGGGUCACCCGAUGUCCUCGAGUAUUAAACAGGAUCUCAGUGACUUUCACAGCAGAUGAUGACCUUUUCACGCAGAACAGAAAUGUGUAUGUACUGUAUGUUGUGCUGCUUUUUCCAGCUGUGUAGGUUUUAUUUUACCAUCAUCUUUAGCGUGAGUGUGAUCACAGCAACACAAACAGUGUGAUGUGCCAACAAACCCCCAGUAACACACAAAGCCUUUGUGUCUCUUCAGUGCAUUAGUUAAUUACAGAGCUAUGUUAAUUAGACAUUUACAGCUUCCACCAAAACACAGGAGGACGUUCAGAGUGACACGUCUCUGGGUCACAGCCAGGACAUGAAUGUGUCCGUGUGUCUGGGACAAACUUAGAACCAAAUCAGACGCCCAAGAACCUGAGGAUGAUAAAUCCUCUGACCUCUGGUGGAUCGGCUUCAUGCACAGCCACGCAUCGUUACUAUUCCUACAAGUGGUCGUGAGCGAGCCGCUCCACCAGGGGGCAGAGCAGGGUCCUGGAAGCAGCUCGGAUCAAAGUGCUUCUUUAUUUAUCUGAACCCAGACAGCAGCACAUGCAGCGUCCUGCACGACGAAGGCACUGACAACACGUAACAUUGAAUUGUUGAAUGUGGCCGACGGCAGCAGCCGCUCAACCUGGCGUUCUCACUCCUCCACUUCCUCUUAGUGUCAGCGAAGUCAUUCUGCUCAUCUACAGUUAGCAUGAACACAACUCUGGUUGGACUGAACAGGUGUGUGCUGGUUCUGCCGUGUUUGCAUGACGUGGACUGGAUCCUCCUUGUGCCUCCUGCAUGUCCAUCGGUGUCUUUUCUGAGCUGCUACACAGGUUUUAUCCAACGAUUCAAAUGUUUUCAAGUACUAAUAAUCCUUUGUGUGCAUGCAUCAUGACAACGUGGUGAAACAUGCAGGUCCGAGAUGUCCCGAGCUCGGUUCCGUUCAGGGCUUCGUAUCUGAGCGAGGGACUAGUUUAGCACAUCUGGACCCAACGCUUUAGUAAAGUAGAUCAUAUAACGAUAGUUUGUUUGCUUUCAGUGUAACUAUAUGGAUCAUAUAUUUUAUGACUUAUGUUCCUGCUGUAAUUUAGUUUUGUACAUUUAAUGAAAUCCAGUGAGACCACGUUUGUGUUUACAUAUAAAUAAGUGUGAUCAACUUUUUAGGUGCAUGAAUGUUGCCAAAUGUAAACAUGGAAAUGUGAUCUUUAAACGACUUGAUUUGUGUUUUUUAGCUUGGAAUCGUUUUGUACAGUUUGUUUUCUUUUGGGUCGGUGCCGACGACUUUUCUCUCGGUUCGUUGGGAUGUUCGGACUUUGACAUUUACUCCUGCUCAUGUUUUUGGUUGUGGUGGAAUAAAGUGUGAAUUUCA
Betta splendens (Siamese fighting fish) is the source of this 2115-nucleotide messenger RNA. It is a transcript of the gene ppp3r1b, whose product is annotated as protein phosphatase 3 (formerly 2B), regulatory s1ubunit B, alpha isoform, b. NCBI's taxonomy places the organism in Eukaryota, Metazoa, Chordata, Actinopteri, Anabantiformes, Osphronemidae. Bases 157 to 669 code for a protein of 170 amino acids. Gene Ontology annotation, molecular function: calcium-dependent protein serine/threonine phosphatase regulator activity; calcium ion binding. The record is from RefSeq and is a predicted model, not a curated record. The transcript is spliced from 6 exons.